Molecule: messenger RNA, 1885 nt
Organism: Cyprinus carpio (common carp)
Lineage: Eukaryota; Metazoa; Chordata; Actinopteri; Cypriniformes; Cyprinidae
Product: sorting nexin-30
Molecular function (GO): phosphatidylinositol binding
Source: RefSeq, a predicted model, not a curated record
AAGUCAGCUGACUAGUGUAGUUCCGCACCUGCGCGGUGGCUGUCAGCUGACAGAUGUUCGCCGUCUCGGUUCGUGCGGCUGUGAAUCACAAACACCUGCGCGAUCAGAGCCGAUCAGCGCGAUGAGUGCUGGCACCCCGCGAUCGCUGCCCUCGUCCGGCCAGAAACCCAUCCAGGACAUCUGCCACCCUCUGUCCGCCGAGGAGUGCGCGCUGAGCCGCAGCCCAGAUGUGCUGAACCCCUGCAGCGCCGGAGAGAGGGACCUGAUCCUGCCCAAUGGGACUCCAGUAGACACAUCAAGCCCCGCCUCCUCUUCAUCUCUGCUGAACCGACUACAGCUCGAUGACGAUCUGGACGGAGAAACACGCGAUCUGUUUGUGACUGUAGACGACCCCAAGAAACACGUGUCCACUAUGGAGACGUAUAUCACCUACAGAGUCUGCACAAAGACCACCAGAACUGAGUUUGACCUGCCUGAGUACUCGGUAAGGCGACGUUACCAGGACUUUGACUGGCUGAGGAACAAAUUAGAGGAAAGCCAACCUACCCACCUUAUUCCACCGUUGCCUGAGAAGUUUGUUAUGAAGGGAGUGGUGGACCGCUUCUCAGAGGAGUUUGUGGAGACCAGGAGAAAGGCACUAGACAAGUUCCUCAAACGUGUUGCAGACCAUCCGGUGCUCUCUUUCAAUGAACACUUCAAUGCAUUUCUCUCAGCAAAGGACUUGAAUAAGCGUCAAGGCCUGGCUCUGCUGACUAAAAUGGGGGAAUCUGUGAAGUAUGUGACGGGCGGUUAUAAACUGAGGGCACGGCCGGUGGAGUUUGCCGCCAUGGGCGACUAUCUGGAUGUGUUCACACAGAAACUUGGCACCAUUGACAGGAUAGCACAGCGAAUCAUCAAAGAGCAAUCAGAGUUCCUGAUGGAGUUGAGAGAGUACGGGCCGGUCUACUCCUCCUGGUCGUCUUUUGAGGAGGACCUCCAUGAUCCUCUGGAGGGGGUGUCGGGGUGCGUGUCGAACUGCUCCAGCGCUCUGGAGGAGCUCACGGAGGACAUGAGUGAAGACUUUCUCCCUGUGCUCAGAGAAUACGUCCUGUACAUCGAGUCCAUGAAGAAUGUGCUUAAGAAGAGAGACCAAGUUCAAGCUGAAUAUGAAACAAAGUUGGAGGCAGUCGUGUUCAGGGAGGACAAAAAGACACUGGUGCCCUCUGAUGUGGAGAAGUGCCAGGACCGCGUGGAGUGUUUCAACGCUGACCUGAAGGCCGACUGGGACCGCUGGCAGAACAACAAGCGACAGGACUUCAGACAGCUGCUGACCGGCAUGGCCGACAAAAACAUCCAGUACUACGAGAAGUGCCUUGCAGCAUGGGAGUCCCUCAUUCCACUGUUACAGGACAAACAGGACGCAAAAGGAGAAACGAACUGAGCGUGUGUUUCAGCCGUUCUCUCAGCCGAGAGCUCAUGAUCCUGCGAGCAUGCUGUCCUCAGACCUGUGCACCGCCAGCAGAGCUUUCAUGGGAUGGCCAGGGACGGGACGCUCCUGGAGCGGACGAGCUCCAACAGUUCCAUUUUGUAAAGUGUCUUUAUUUGUUAAAGCCCAUCAAAUGCUUGUAUUUUGAUGCCGAUCCGUCCAAGGGAACAGAGACAUCAGUGUUUUUGUUUUUUGGUUCACUUUCAAGGUUUGCCAACAUUCCUCUUGCCAAAGAUGUGGAACUGAAGUUUGAUAUCUCCUUUGCUUUUUUUUCAGCAUUUCCAGAUUUCUUGGCCUCUGGCAUCACAAAAGCCUUGCCUGGAUCUGCACUCCCUCGUAAUUCUCUAAACUAAGCUGUUGCGUUGAAAUGAUGGAUGUUUUCCCAGCCAUACUUGACCUCAUUAAAUAUUUAUGACAAAA